AUGAAUAACACCCCGCACGUACUCAUAAUAGGCGGAUCUUUUGCUGGUAUCAAAGCAGCAGAAAUCUUGGUGGCCGCUGGACAUGCUGUAAAAGUUACAAUCAUCUCGCAAUCCACUCAUGCUUACUUUACUGUGGCAGCUCCAAGAGUUCUAGUCGAACCUCAGGUUGCGCAGCAGGUUUUUUUCGCCAUUGAAGACAAAGUUGCCAAGCUUGGAGAGGCUGUGUCUUUUACACAGGGUAGCGUGAACAAAGUCGAUACCCGCGCCAAGACUGUGAAGUUCAGGGACAGCACCGGAGCUGAAAAACUUGUCUCUUACGAUUUUUUGGUGGUGGCUUCGGGCUCCAAGGCCCAGUCUGCAGCUUUCAAGCUCGACGGUGACUACACACUUACCGAGAAAGUGCAACAAGAGCUACAAGCUUGUAUCAAGGCGUCCAAAGAAAUUGCUAUUCUUGGCGGUGGCCCCACCGCCGUCGAAACCGCAGGUGAAAUUGGCCAUACUUACGGAAAGGAGAAAAAUGUCACCUUGUACACUGGAUCGAAGGGCCCACUGACAGAAUGGAAUCCCAAGGUCACAGAUGACGCUGUUCAAAAAUUACAGGCCGUUCAUGUUAAAGUUGUCAACGGCAUCAAGUCCACCAGCGUACAGGAAACCCCAGACAAUAAACAUGAGGUUCAGUUCAGCGAUGGCUCUUCCAGGACUUUCGAUUUGACUAUUUCCGCGUACGGUAUCUACCCCAACUCCCAAUUUCUGGAUUCCGAACUUCUUGAUAGCCGCGGUUUCGUGAAAACCGACGAGUUUUUGGUGGUCAACGGAGCUCCCAAUGUUUUGGCCUUUGGCGAUAUCGUCUCUGGUCGACCAUGCACUGUUUUAGACAUUGACCAGGUUCAGGCCACAACAUUUACCGGUUCCGUUCAUUCGGUUAUUUUCGGGGUAUCUGGAAAAAAGAGGGCGAUCAAGAAACCAAAGGAUAUGGGUUUGGUUCCCAUCUCCAGAGACGGUGGCGUUGGCAUUAUUUUCGGAUGGAAAGCUCCUUCAUGGCUGGUAAGAAUGAUAAAGUCCAGAGAUUUUAUGAUUGGAAGGGGCGCCAAGGCUUUCGCUUAG
This is a messenger RNA of Lachancea meyersii CBS 8951, 1104 nucleotides long. The record is from the annotation of a GenBank genome assembly. NCBI's taxonomy places the organism in Eukaryota, Fungi, Ascomycota, Saccharomycetes, Saccharomycetales, Saccharomycetaceae.